This is a messenger RNA of Phytophthora infestans T30-4, 498 nucleotides long. RefSeq lists its product as uncharacterized. The transcript has 2 exons. Lineage: Eukaryota; Oomycota; Peronosporomycetes; Peronosporales; Peronosporaceae. The record is from RefSeq and is a predicted model, not a curated record. Bases 1 to 498 code for a protein of 165 amino acids.
AUGGCAUUCAACUUGGACUCGAGGCCGUCGCUCCUGGGUGAGUGCGUGGUGUACCUCGGUGUUUUUAACUACUUCUUCGCCGUGGACGAAUCAACGCCGAUCGUCUCGAAGAUCGGCACUGAAAUUGGCCGUCUACAGCUCCGCAUCACUCCAUACGACGAGUUCGUGCCAUACAUGCGUGCAGAUGUAGACAAUCCCGAGCAGCAGAUCCACGAGUUUAUGGACCGCUUCGUGCAGUUUCGUGUGCAGCUCAGCGGACUGAGCCAGCUCAUACCGCUGCGAUUCUCGCACGUGUCAGUGCGAUACACCUUCUUUCGUGAGACCAACACGCAGACGCCGCGAUUCCGCGUCGACCCGGAAGGUGAUUCAGUCUCGCUUAACCUCGAAUUUCGGCACAGUGUGAAUGUCAGCGAUGCUCUGGUCAAGUAUGUGACCAGCAGUAACCUCUCCAUCGAGGUGUGCGCUCAAUCUGUAGGUUUCCGAUUGUCUCGGUACUGA